AAUCGGGCUCAGAACGUUGUUGGUUUUUGAAAAUGUAUAUAGCAGUGGGGUUAGUGUUGUUAUGUAUCGUGGUGCUCGCUGUGUGGACGACUUGGUUCAAGCAGAAACCUGAUGCGCCUCCUUUGAUGCCUGGCUCGCUCCCGAUUAUAGGACAUUCCCAUCUUAUAAUCGGAGACCGUAAACAUCUCUGGAGCUUCGUAAAGCAUAUGAACGAAUCAUCACUUGAGCAUAAUGGAGUAAUUGAAGUGUGGUUUGGUCCAAACAGAUAUUACACUGUGACGGAUCCAGACGACAGUCUUGCUCUAGUCAACGCAUGCUAUAGUAAGCCUUACAUCUAUGGUUUUGCUAAGGAUUUCUUAAAAAAUGGACUGAUUACUGCGGAUGUUUCUGUAUGGAAAAAUCAUCGUAAAUUAUUAAAUCCUGCAUUCAACCAGCAAGUUCUGAACACAUUCGUUGAUGAAAUGAAUAUACAAUCUCGGAAUCUCGUCUCGAAUUUUAAGAAUGAAAUUGGAAAGAAACCUUUCGAUGUUCGUCAUUAUUUAAUUACCUUUACGCUGUCAACUAUUAGCCGUACCUCACUGGGUUUAACAACUCAAGAACAGAAGCAAAUAGACAGAGACUAUGCCGUGGCUAUCGAAAAUUUAUUGGCUCUCUACUGUGACAGAUUCCAAAAAGUAUGGCUACAUAUGGAUUGUAUAUUUAACUGGAGCGCAUUAAAACGCAAACAAGACAAACUGAUAUCAACCCUGAAGAAUAUUAUGAAUCCUAUUAUACUGAAAAGAAAAUCAGAUAUAAAGACUAUAGUAGAACCUACGCAUUAUGACGAUACACCCGGUAAAUUCAAACCAGUUCUGGAUCAGAUGCUUCACAUGUCUCAAGAACAAGAAGUGUUCACCGUCAGCGAUAUCAGAGAACACUUAGACACCUUAGUAGCUGCAUCAUAUGAUACAACGUCAUCAGCCCUGACAUUCAUUCUAUUGGUGAUUGCAACUUACCCAGAAGUACAGAACCGAAUUUACAAUGAGAUACAAGAAGUAUUACAGAACAAAGAUGAUGAUUUCACAAAACACGAUCUUCAAAAACUCGUGUACUUAGAGGCAGUUAUGAAGGAAACAAUGAGACUGUACUGCGCUGUUCCAAUUAUAGCCAGACAAAUUGACGUCGAUGUUAAACUUAAAAACUGUACUCUACGUUCCAACAGCACUGGUAUCAUUGGUGUGCAUUCUCUUCAUCGUCACCCUCUCUGGGGUCCUGAUGCCAAUGAAUUCAAACCGGAACGCUGGUUGACUCCCGGUGCCUUGCCUAGUAACCCUGUUCUUUAUGCUUCCUUCGGUAUUGGCAAGCGGAACUGCAUAGGAAAAUUGUUCGGCAUGCUGAUGAUGAAGACAGCCCUAGCACACAUUGUUCGACAAUAUCAAAUUUGUGGCAACAUCCAUAAUAUAGAAUGCGAAUUUGAUGUAGUUUUGAAACCAGUAACAAAUCAUCAUAUCGAAUUAAAAUUAAGGUCGUAAUGUUGUACCAAAAAGGCUGUAUUUAAGUUUUAGAUUAUAGUAAAUUAAUUAAAAUGUGGUGGUGAAAUUUGAUGGUAUUAUGAUAAUACAUACGUACACCUAUCUAUUUUAAGGUAAGCGUCUACAUGUCCGCAUCGCACGCAUCGUACACAUUCCGUAUGACGUCAUCAGCAAUACCUACAUUCGAUGCGUACUGAUGACGUCAUACGGAAUGCGUGCGGUGCGUGCGAUCCGUACGAUGCGAGCUGUGGACGCGUUAAUCACACUUCUGUGAUAAUGUUCCGAAAAUAAAUUGUUCUAUUUUC
Spodoptera frugiperda (fall armyworm) is the source of this 1816-nucleotide messenger RNA. Its product is annotated as cytochrome P450 4c3-like. Gene Ontology annotation, molecular function: heme binding; iron ion binding; oxidoreductase activity, acting on paired donors, with incorporation or reduction of molecular oxygen. The transcript is spliced from 10 exons. NCBI's taxonomy places the organism in Eukaryota, Metazoa, Arthropoda, Insecta, Lepidoptera, Noctuidae. The record is from RefSeq and is a predicted model, not a curated record. Bases 33 to 1511 code for a protein of 492 amino acids.